Molecule: messenger RNA, 1020 nt
Organism: Mycetomoellerius zeteki
Lineage: Eukaryota; Metazoa; Arthropoda; Insecta; Hymenoptera; Formicidae
Exons: 4
Coding region: 565-939 (124 amino acids)
Source: RefSeq, a predicted model, not a curated record
GCCGCCGGUCGUAACGGAUUCACGCGUGUACCGUCAAUUCGGAGCGUAUAGUUCGGAGCGUAGUCCCGACGGCUCUCAGGGGGCGAGAAGAGUUCGCGAGGAGAGAAGAGUCGCGCGAUCUGAUCAAGGCAGCGUAAAUUUGCGAAAGGUCGAACGAAUCGAGCGGAACCGCGCAAGCGGAAUCGCGAUAGCGUGGAACAGCAUAGAUUCGCUAGGUUCCACGAAAGCGCGACCGAGCCGCGAUUUCACGAAGGCGCGACCGAAGUCGCGUGGGGAUUAAUUCCCACAGGAAUUAAGCGGAAUUGUACGAAAUCGCGGAGGAAUUAACGUGUUUGCGCUACUUCGGUGAGUGAGUGACAAUUCUCGGAGAAAGCCAACGGAGAGCCUGUAGGAGAGAGUAGGCGAUCGUCGUUCGAUGCCGCCCUGGCGCCGUGAACUGCGGUGGUGAACCGCAAUAGCAAGAUCGCGCGAGGAUGAGCGAUGUCGGUCGAUUGUCGCGCAUUGAAUGGGCAGGUAAAAUGACGUCUUACAGCUAAGCGAUGAGUUUCUUGCGGACAUGAUCGAAUGGGACAACGUGGGAAAAUCAAGAGGGAGAACUUCAGACUGCUGAAGGCUCAUUCCUUUGGUCUUCAACUAGGCACGUUUUUAAAUCACGUUCAUCGACCGCAGGGAAGUUUGACCUGGUUGUGGUUGAAGUUUGCGACGCUAAGCAUGGCGAGAAGCAACAACAACGGUUGUGGACGCGGUUCCAAGCAUACUGUCCGGCGUUGCGAUGUCGCCGUCAUGUCACGUGGUAAGGCAAUGUUCCAGCAGCACGAAUCGAUUGGCGUUGUUAACGGAGGCAACGUCCAGCAACGUAGCAACGACGACAGUACCGGGAACAGCAAUGGCAUCGUCACCGACAGCAAUCACAGUCAAAUAGAAGGUACGGCAGACUAGAAUCAUCCUCUUGGACGGAUUCGGCGCACUUUACGAUUAAUAGAACGAGAGGGUGAAUGCAUCUCGCAGGAUGAAUUCGUG